UUUUUAAAACGUCUUCACUGGAAGAUGAGGUGAAAAAAGCAGAGCUGAACAUGUGUGCUCUGUUGGUAGAACAUAAUUUACCCUUUCGCGUCAUGGAUCAUAUGAGUGAAAUCAUUUCCAAAUGCUUUACCAAUCCAGAGGUGGCGAAGAAUUUCUCCUGUAAACGAACCAAAGCAGCUGCGGUUACAUAUAAUGUUUUGAAGCCGGAACUGGAGAGGGAAAUGCAAGCAGAUUUAAGAUCAUGUCAGAAUGUUAGUACCCGUGCACCAGUGUAUUCUUUGAUAAUAGAUGAGAGUACAGACGUUUCAUCUACGAAAAUGCUUGCUAUAGUAACUAAAUACUAUUCUGAAAAAUCAACAGCGUUAAAAACUAAAUUUCUAACUAUGGUAGAUUUAGAAGGGGAAUCGGCACAAGAUUUGUUUGACGCUCUUUCAAAGGCGUUGCGUGAUUUAAAUCUUGAUAUAAAAGAUGCAGUUGGUUUCGGAGCCGACACUACCAAUGUAAUGUUUGGUGAACAUGGUGGAAUCAUUGCUAAAAUUAAGAAUGUGAAUCCGCAUUGCUUAUUUAUCAAAUGUGUCUGUCAUUCCACGGCUUUAUCGGUUAGUCACGCAAGCAAAGACACAUUACCGAGAGCUGUGAAUCAAGUAGUGAAAGAAGUUUACGGGUAUUUUGCUCACAGCAGCAAAAGACAGAGGGAAUUUUUUGAGUUCCAAGAAUUUGUUAAUACAGAUAAACACAAAAUACUACAACAUUACGAUAUUCGUUGGCUGUCAUUCCACUCGUGUGUGAACAGAAUUCUUGAGCAAUGGGAUGCGCUAAAACUUUAUUUUCAAGGCCAAUAUUUAGAUGACAAAAAUAUAUCCUCUCAAUUUUUGUACGAAAGCUUUAAUAACAAAAUAUAUAAAUUAUAUUUUUACGCACUUGAUUAUAUUCUGCCUUUUGUGAAUAAAUUAAAUACGGUGUUUCAAGGGGAUUAUGUGACUGUACACUUGGUUUAUAAAGACGUGUCUGAAAUGUUUAUGGCACUGUUAAGCUGCUACAUGAAAGUCAGUUACGUAAAGAGUACAGAUCCACAUCUUCUAGAUCCGACAUCCAGCGUUAACUACCUUCCUUUGAAAUGUAUGUAUUUAGGUGUUAACGUCAGCAGAGAAAUCACUGGUCUAGCAAGAGAUAUAAAUUUGAAACCUGCGAUACAAUCGUUUCUUGAGCACAUGCAAUCAUUUCUUAUCCAACUUUCAAGUCAACUGAAGACACGUCUGCCAUUAAAUACCCUUUUUAAACAAUUACAGUUUCUAACUCCUCAAGACGUUGUAUACAAGGAGUUUUCUUCGAUAGCAAAUGUUGUCACCCAAUUUCCUAAUCUUGUUGAUGAACAUACAAUUCAAAAAAUUGACGAUGAAUACAGACAAUUAAAACUUGAUAAAGAUGUCAGUGAUUUAUUAGAAUCUGGUGGGAGUAAUGCGAACCCAAUUCUAAGUGUUGAUAAAUUUUGGGGUGCCGUUGGCAAAAUCCGAAAUUCAAAUGGAAACUUAAAAUACGUUUAUGUUUCUAAUUUUGUAAAAGGUUUGUUGUGUUUGCCAAUGUCGAAUGCUGCUUGCGAAAGGAUUUUCUCUAAAAUCAACCUCUUAAAAACAAAAACGCGGAAUAGAUUUACAAAUAAACAUGUCGCCUCUAUUUUACAUGUAAAACAGGGCAUUAGUGAACAUGGUGAUUGCGUUUCAUUCCAGCCAACUAAAGAAAUGAUUAAACAAAUGACAAAAGCGAUGUAUAAAGAAAGUGAUCAAGAAGAAUACGAUGCGAAUACGAAUACGAAUAUAUAA
Molecule: messenger RNA, 1820 nt
Organism: Pieris rapae (cabbage white)
Lineage: Eukaryota; Metazoa; Arthropoda; Insecta; Lepidoptera; Pieridae
Exons: 1
Coding region: 51-1820 (589 amino acids)
Molecular function (GO): protein dimerization activity
Source: RefSeq, a predicted model, not a curated record